AUGGACCUUGACGAUGAUCAUCUUCCUGUUUUCCCAGCGCCUUCCCAAGCUGAUAUAUUACUUGUGGAAGAUGAUCCAGAUCUUGAAGUUACAUCUUUGAUCCCAAUACAUCGUAAACCAGAAUCUGGUUGGGGAGUUUGGCCUGAUCUCUGUCACGAUGAAAGGGUCUUGUAUAUGGAACAACUUAUAUCUGAUCAUCAGCCAUUCCAUAAGCACAUGUGGCCUGGUGGAGACACUUCUGCACCCAGUAAGUGUAAAUUAUCUCCAAGCAAAGAGAUGAAACCUAGAAAGUCUGAGUCUAAAUCAUCUCCAAGCAAAGCGAUGAAAACUAGAAAGCCUGAGUCUAAAUCCCUGAAGCCAAGGAAGUCUUCCAGGAAUGUUCCAUCUACCCGUAAGCAGAGAAGAAUCAGUAACUAUUUUCCUCAUGUUGGUCUCGCCGGAAACUUAAAUGAUGAAGUACUCAAACUUCUUUCUGAAAUGUCUGCCAAGCUCUCGAACCUUGAGAGUGAGUCAAAACAGCUACGAAAGAAUCAUCACCAAACCCAUACAGCCUGUCAGACUGAAGCUUCCCCUCAAACUUUCGACAAGGGAUGCCAGACUGAAUCUCUAACCGAAAAUGUCUCGCCUAUGGAUGAAGAUGACACUUUAAGCGAGACCCCAAUCGUCAGCCAAUAUGGUGCACAUCAGUACGGCUCAAUCUCCUCAACCUCACCUCCCAAGCCCCCACUUGUACUAGCUCCAUUGCUUCCUCCACAUCACGUAGAUGACCCACCAGUCCACUCCUCACCUAGCCACACCUCACCCAUUCACAUCGCUGCACCCAUCCAUAUAACACCCCUCAUCCACAUAUCGUCUCCCAUCCACAUCACCUCUCCAGUUCCUACCACACCACUCUUUACCACCACAACAGACAUCAAGCCAAAUCAAAGUACCCUCCCUUGUUUUCGCACUCGAUCAGUCAUAUAUGAUAUUAGUGAUCACCCUAAUAGCCCGGAGCUCCACCAUUGGAUGUACCAAGGUCUUGAGAUUUUUGAUGCAGUCAGCCCUGACCCACCUUCUCUUACUCAACCAAAAUACGACUCCUCCCACAACCAAGCCUCUCGUAGACUACCUUUCACACCCGACACUUCUCCGGACAAAAGUGGAGAUAGCAAGUCUGGUUUCCUAGUUCAUGCGCGAGCAACUAAUGCAUUUUCAGCGACUGCUUCCUCCAAACCUCUAAGUGAUGAACAACAAGAAGACAUUGACAUCGUUGAACUGAGUGAGGGCUCCCCUGGCAGACCAAGGCCCAGGCAUCAACCAACGUGCGAGGAAAACCAACUUGCAGGACAUCUUAUGAGAUGUAAAUCCAUCCCAGCUGUUGACGUAAUCAGCCAAUUGCCUCAGAUUGAAUGGGAUCUUUUUGAAAGGUUCAUUUCCGACAAUAAGGAUGUGUUCCACAUAACACCUUCUGAGUUCGAGUUUACCAACAACUUCCUUCUCCAACUAGCAGAGCCUAAGCACUGGACAUCAGCAUAUGUGGAUAUGGAUAAGUUAGUCGGGAUCCGUAGGCCGUACAUCGUCGGGGAUCCCGAUUAG
Molecule: messenger RNA, 1578 nt
Organism: Eruca vesicaria subsp. sativa (arugula)
Lineage: Eukaryota; Viridiplantae; Streptophyta; Magnoliopsida; Brassicales; Brassicaceae
Source: the annotation of a GenBank genome assembly